Messenger RNA from Serpula lacrymans var. lacrymans S7.9, 2826 nucleotides. RefSeq lists its product as uncharacterized. The transcript is spliced from 4 exons. Gene Ontology annotation, molecular function: protein serine/threonine kinase activity; ATP binding. Gene Ontology annotation, cellular component: cytoplasm. NCBI's taxonomy places the organism in Eukaryota, Fungi, Basidiomycota, Agaricomycetes, Boletales, Serpulaceae. The record is from RefSeq and is a predicted model, not a curated record. The coding region runs from base 1 to 2826 and encodes 941 amino acids. Gene Ontology annotation, biological process: intracellular signal transduction; protein phosphorylation.
AUGUCUGCUGCACACGGACACAAACAUACGGGUUCCGUGACCCAGAACCACAAAGCCCAGCUUGCUAAUGCCUAUAACGAACUUGGAAAGGAACUCGCCUCAAACAAAAUCAGAGUAGUUGGAAACUACACCCUAGGCAAAGUUAUUGGAGAAGGAGCGUACGGGAAAGUACGCCUAGGAACGCAUCGUCUCACCUCUACCCGCGUCGCCAUAAAGCAAAUACCAAAGGCAAUGUCGGCCUCGUUGACCCGCGAAAUUCAUCAUCAUCGCCAGCUCCACCAUCCACACGUCACACAAAUGUACGAAGUCAUUGCGACAGAAUCGUCUAUCUGGAUCGUCACGGAGCUUUGCUGCGGCGGAGAGCUGUUCGACUACCUUGCUGAAAAGGGACGACUGACAGAGGACGAGACUAAAAUCAUAUUCGGCCAACUGUGUCUCGCUGUUGCCUAUCUCCACGAUAAGGGGAUCGUACACCGCGACCUGAAGCUCGAGAACGUCCUCUUGGAUGAACGAUGCCGCGUGAAAUUGGGUGAUUUUGGGUUCACUCGGGAAUAUGAUCGUGGUGUAUACAUGGAGACUUUCUGCGGAACCACAGGUUAUGCUUCGCCUGAAAUGUUGCAAGCAGAGGUUGAUAUUUGGUCGAUGGGCGUUAUUCUGUACUGCCUUCUUACUGGGACUCUGCCAUUUGACGAUGACGACGAAGCUGUUAUGCGCGAUAAAGUCAUCCGAGGCGAAUACGAAGACCCAGAGUGGCUAUCUACAGACGCCCGUGAUCUAAUUAGAAACAUCCUCCAGAAGGACCCAACAACGCGCCUGAGCAUUGCACAAAUUCUCGCAUCUCCCUGGUUUUCACAGCCAUCUUCUUUAGACCCCUCAUCCAGCCUCCGACAAGCGACUUUAAGUGAAACGACGCCGUCACCGGUCUGUGAGAAUCCCAACGCAUUCUUAGCUCCUCCUAGCAUAGACACACAUGCGAAAUUCUCUUCCGAGCCAUCGGCGUCAUCAGCGACGUCGGUAACCUCAGAGUCGACAUUUCUCUCGGCUUCGUCCGACCUAUGCUCCACUCCCACUACGCCCGAUGAUAAUCCAUCACAGGAUCCCUUUGAUUCGUGUAAGGCCGAUAAUGCACGCAUACACCGUAAUCCUAGUCAGAUAACCAUCACGAAGUCCGAAUAUGCCGAUCGCGAAGCUCACAGGGCGAGACGCCGGUCUAGAGAUAGUGCACUUCGCCAGCCUGAGACUGUCUUCGAAGAGGAUCUUGCUGGCGAAGUCAUGACGCCUUCAAAUGCGGAAUUCCCUCCAUAUCAGUCCAACCAUGUCAUGAAGGCCCCCCCUUAUCCUACGCGAACACCAGCGCGGACGAAGCGCCGUUCUGUCUCGUCAACCCUUUCUGACCCUGCUUCUCCUACCCUUGACAAACCGUUGGCCCCUUUACCACCGCAAGACUUUGCUUCUCUAUUAAGCACACCUGCCCCUAUCAUUUUCUCCACACAACUAGAGCGCGAGCUCCUGAACAGUCUGAGCUUGCUCGGUCUAGACACGGGCCAAGUCGUCCACUCCGUCCUUAGCAAUGCAUGCGAUGCCGCUGGAGCUCUCUGGUGGAUGUUGAAGCGCAAGUCAGAGAAAAAAGCAUUAUCGGAAGCGAAUGUGCCCCCAGAGCAGGUCGACGUUGGGGACCAAACUGAUUCAAAGAGGAAGGAAGAACGACCCCCGAGCGAAAAACGUCGCACGAAGCGUGGAGUAUCUGUACAAACCGAUGAAAUAGCUUUUCCCUCCUUAUCCCUGGCGCAGUCCGCUCCAGAACUAACUUUUGUCCCACCUACACCCACCGUAGCGUCGAAUGCUCGUUCGACCACUCCUCCACGAUCCAAAUCACCAUUCCUAUCCCCAUCCCCUGUGGUCUCUGAACCUCUAAUGAAAUCCAAUCCUUCUACCCCCAGCGGAAGCUUCAAGGAAAAAGAGGGUGUGAAAGGUCGAAGAGAGGGCAAGGUACGAUCUGGCAGCGUUUCUAUCAUGCAACGCGCAACCACUGCACUGGAGGCGGCUGGUUUGGUGAAAAAGAGGUCAAAUGAAGGGGUGAGGGAGGAACGGGAGAAAGGCAAAGAGAAUGAGAAGAAAACUUCGGGUAGCGAGGAUUCCAGACCUUCACAUGGAAGUGCGUCCUCCAAACUCACGAAGUCGCCUCCAUUGAAGGCCAAGGACAAUGCUAUACCAACCACACCCACAAAUUCUGAUUUGCACCCCCAACCGGCAAGUUCACCAUGGGUUGUCACUGGAUCUAAAGGUUCUCCGCCACAGUCUCCUGUUCCUUCACCUGCCAACUCGCCGGGUGACACGCUGACUUCCUUGCCAAAUUUCUCGGAUCAUAGUGGCAAAGUUGUAGCGCCUGGUCGCAAUCGGGCUAGUUUGUUAUCUGCAUUGAGGUUCUGGUUCAACGAAGACCGUAAAGGAAAACGCAAAGAUAACAGUGAGCCAAUGCCCCAAAGUGGCGCACGCGGAUUGGCAUAUAGUCGUUCGUUAGCUAAUCCUCCCUCCUCUUCUAUGUCAGCUAUGAAGCAAGGUACUGUCAAGCGACGAACAAGUGGUUCCGGCCGAGGCCGUCGAGGUAAAAAACCUCUUACUACUUCUCGUCGUUCCAGCAGCGUCAACUCGAGAAGGUCGUCUGGCACAUCGGCCCAAAUUGUGCUAAUCGAAUCCCCUCACGUUGUGUUGGAUCAGAUUCCUAGCCGCCGAUCUUUUGGAACUCAUACUCCAAAUUCGGAGCGCGGCGAUAUUCUUCGAAGCCCUCGUCCAUUCGUAGCUUUCUAUGCGGGGAAGACACCAUAA